This is a messenger RNA of Cylas formicarius (sweet potato weevil), 1015 nucleotides long. Its product is annotated as valacyclovir hydrolase. NCBI's taxonomy places the organism in Eukaryota, Metazoa, Arthropoda, Insecta, Coleoptera, Brentidae. The coding region runs from base 137 to 979 and encodes 280 amino acids. The transcript has 4 exons. The record is from RefSeq and is a predicted model, not a curated record.
AUGAGCUACAGGUGCAAGUACAAUGUCCAUGUUUUAAAUUUCUACAAUGGUUAAAGGUUAUCAGUAUUUAAUGGAAAAUUUUGUAUGGAUAAUUUAUGACCCCUGUCGCAAUAAUUAUGUUCAGAAUGAAUAAAUCAUGAAGUUUACGAACUACAACCGCCUUUGGAACCAAAUUACGGCCACAAAAAAGGCCGGUAAACAUUUCUCUACAUCUAUUAAAGAGUCAAAAGUGCACGUGAAUGGACAAACUAUUAACUAUGUGAAGGUUGGUGAGGGUCCCAAAAAUGUUCUUUGUUUUCCAGGGGCUCUGGGUACAAUUUGGAGCGACUUUAAGCCCCAAAUUGAGCAGCUGGAUAAGAAUAAAUUUACGGUGAUUGCGUGGGAUCCGCCUGGUUAUGGACACAGUAGACCACCAGAUAGACUGUUCAAUUUAGAUUUUUAUACCUCUGAUGCAGAGGUUGCAUAUAACUUCCUAAAGGAAAUAAAUGUGGAUAAGUUUUCUCUACUCGGCUGGAGUGAUGGAGGCAUAUCAAGCCUCAUAUUGGCUGCCAAAUACCCCAAAAAUGUUGACAAACUUGUUGUGUGGGGAGCAAAUGCUUAUGUUGUUCCCAAAGAUAUAGAGGCAUUUGAGAGUAUCAGGGACCUAAACAAAUGGUCAGAUAAAAUGAAGGCACCCCUAAUUCAAUUAUAUACUGAGAGGGGAUUGCAAAGCAUGUGGAAUAACUGGUGUGAUACUAUGAUUCAAAUUCAUGAGAGGGGUGGGGAUAUUUGCAAGUCUUGCCUUGCCAAGAUUGAAAGUGAUACUUUAAUUUUGCAUGGCGAUCAAGAUCCGAUGGUGCUCAAUGAGCACCCUGAGUACCUGCUUAAUCAUAUUAAAAAUGCAAAGUUGCACAGGUAUCCAGAUGGCAAACACAACAUCCACCUCAAGUAUGCAAAAGACUUCAACAAGAUUGUUUCAGACUUUAUUGUAUCAAAUUAAAAUGUUAUAAAUAGAAAGUAUAUCUUAUCCAUUCAG